This is a messenger RNA of Protopterus annectens (West African lungfish), 4648 nucleotides long. RefSeq names its product alpha-2-macroglobulin-like protein 1. The record is from RefSeq and is a predicted model, not a curated record. NCBI's taxonomy places the organism in Eukaryota, Metazoa, Chordata, Ceratodontiformes, Protopteridae. The coding region runs from base 93 to 4490 and encodes 1465 amino acids. The transcript is spliced from 37 exons. Gene Ontology annotation, molecular function: endopeptidase inhibitor activity. Gene Ontology annotation, cellular component: extracellular region.
AUUAUUUAAAUUAGUGAUCCUAUAAAACAAUCUAGUAAGAAGAGCUAGUUCUUCUACAGAACCAGUGUGAAGUUCUGUAGUUUGUUUUGCAGAUGUUUAUACAGGGGUGCAGCCUUUCCCCAACAAUGUGGGGACUUUUGAUUGGGUGUAUAAUAUUGCAAAUGGCGAUGUCUCUGCAAGAGCCACAAGCAGCAGCAAUGUCUUUGCAAGAACCGCAAUCAGCAGCGAUAUCUCUGCAUGAACCGUUGUUUUUGGUUUUAUUUCCUGCUGAACUCUCCAGCCUUACCAACACCAGAGUAUGUGUACAUGUGCUUAAUGUUAAGGAACAUCUUGAUCUAACCAUAAGCUUUACGACUUCUGGAGAAAGCCAAACCAUGUGGGACACAGCAAAACACCCUAGCUACUUCAGAUGCUUUUCUCUUAAGGUUCCACCAGUUGGCUCCCAAGAUGGAAUAAUUGCAAACUUAUCAUUUGAGGCAAGGCAACAUAACCAUGUGGUCUUCCAAGAAGAAAAACUGGUCUAUAUCAGCAGUCAAAACUAUGGAACCAUUAUCCAGACUGACAAACCAAUCUACAAACUUGGCGAGAAAGUGGGAUGUCGCAUUGUUACUUUGGACUUUAAUUUCAUCCCUCAGGGUGUGGAGUAUCCAUUGAUUGAAGUGGAGGAUGCUGAAAGAAAUCGCAUUGCACAGUGGAUUAAUGUAAUGCCAAGUCAAGGUAUAGCGGAGAUUGCUUUCCAUUUGGAUUCAGAAGCAAUGCUGGGAGAGUAUACAAUCCACAUAAAGACUUCAGCAGACCAGGAUAUUUACCAGACCUUCACUGUUGAGAAGUACGUAUUGCCAAAGUUUGUGGUGGACAUCAAAGCUCCUAAUGUAGUAACUACUCUGGAUUCUGAUUUUUCCUUCUCUGUCUGUGGCAGGUAUACAUAUGCAAAACCUACAAAGGGCUUUGUAAAAGCAACUGUGUGCCAUUGCUGCUCCAUUCGUUGGCAUGGACCAGGAGAAAAUCCAUCUGAAGAUGAUGGCUGUCAACAAUUUUCUGGUCUGACUGACUCUGAUGGAUGUUUCUCCACUGUGGUGAGAACUGCAGGCUUGAACAUGUGGGAAUACGUGGAGUUCAGCAUAAGUGCAAGUCUUGAAGAGAGUGAUGCUGGUGUUGUGAUUAGUGCUUCUACAGUGGUGCCAGUGUCUGAAAAUAUUGUGACCAUGGAGUUUCAAAAUGUUGAGAGCUACUACCGGGCUGGCGUUCCUUACAUAGGAAAGAUUUUUCUGAGAAAAGCAGAUGGAACACCUAUGUCCAGUCAAAUGGUAUACCUUUUUGUCUACUCCAAAGAGGAAAUGAAGGCUACUUUUACCACCGAUUCAAAUGGCACUGCAUCAUUCUCCCUUGACACAACAAACUGGACUGGAAGAGUUGAGCUGAAGGCUCGAUACUUGCCUGAAGGAAAUUCCUCUGCCGAUGAGCCAUCACAUGACUAUGGGGAUGCAUAUUUUUCGGUUGAAGAAUUCUACUCUUCCACAACAAGUUUCGUGCAGAUUCAGUGCACGAAGAAAGAGCAUGCAUGUGGAACAAAGAUGAGCGUUUGGGUGGAUUAUGACAUCUUUCGAGAGGAAUUAAAACAUGAGAGAAGUCUUGACAUUUUCUACCUGGUCAUAUCAAAGAAUGAGAUUAUCAUUGAGGGAAGUUACAAAGUAGCUUUGGGAAAAGAUUAUGAAGCACAGGGCUCCUUUCCUAUCUCGCUUGAUGUCUCUGCCACACUGGCACCUGUUGCUCGUGUUUUGGUUUAUGCCGUGCUGCCCAGUGGUGGGGCGAUGGCGGACAGCUGUGACUUCGAUGUAGCCAAAUGUUUCAACAAUGAGGCAAUCCUGUGGUUUUCAAAGGAUCAGAUCCUCCCUGGAAAUGAUUUGACCCUCAACCUUCAGGCAUCUACCAGCUCACUGUGUGCUGUGAGAGUAGUGGAUCACAGUGUCCUAUUAAUGAAACCAGAGACUGAACUUACAGCAGAGCUGGUGUACAAUAUGCUUCCAGUACAGAACAAGGUUGGGUAUCCAUAUCAAGUAGCAGAAUACAACGGCAACCCAUGUCUUCUGCAGGGCAAGACAAAGCUUUUGCCACCACACUUUCGAAACCCUUAUGACACAUUUGGUAUCUUUAAAAGAGCAGGACUGAAGGUGAUCACAAACUGUGACAUGAAGAAACCAAUAAUUUGUUCUGAAGUAUACAGAGAAACAUUUAAGGGAAGCAAUCUGCCAGAUAUUGAACCUCUGAGCCUUAUAUCACAGUCCACCUCUGAAGCAGAGAAAGUGCGCACAUACUUUCCUGAGACAUGGCUCUGGGAACUACAUUUUGUUGGAGCUAAAGGACUAAACCUCCAAGUAACUGCCCCUGACACAAUCACAGAAUGGAAAGCAAGCAUGUUCUGCACUGGCAGCUCUGGAUUUGGUUUAGCAGACCCAGUUUCAUUGAUCACCUUCAAGCCUUUCUUCAUGGAACCGGUCCUGCCCUAUUCCAUCAUAAGGGGAGAGAGCUUUGACUUAAAGGUCAAAGUUUUCAGUUUUCUGGAGGACUGCAUCAUGGUACAUGUCCACCUUCAACAGUCUAGUGACUUUGACUUUAUUCCAUGCGAGACUUGUCAGUACACUAGCUGCCUCUGUGAAAAUGAAGAUGAGAUUUUCUUCUGGAACAUCAUUCCCAAAUCAUUAGGUGCAAUAAAUUUUACACUGCAUGCUGAGGCCUUAGAAACAACAGAGCUUUGCAGUGGCAUCAUUCCAAUUGUUCCCACAUCUGGCAAAAGCGAUACAGUGAUCAAGUCUCUCUUGGUGGAGCCUGAAGGUGUCCUUGUGGAACAUGCAAAGAGCUCCAUGAUGUGUGCAGAUGACUCUUCUGGUGAGGAAGACCUGGUUCUGCAACCCCCUGUUGAUGCUGUAAAUGAUACUGCAAGAGUUGAAAUCCUAGUAAUUGGUAAUAUCAUGGGAAGUGCAAUGGAAAACCUGGACCAACUUCUUGCCAUGCCAUAUGGAUGUGGUGAACAAAACAUGCUGGGUUUUUCUGUAGAUGUCAGUGUUAUGAAGUACCUGAAGGCUUCUGGACAGUUAAUGGAUACAGCUUUGAUAAAAGGCAUUGAAUUCCUGCAAAGUGGUUACCAGAGACAGUUAAACUACAAGCGUAAAGACUGUUCUUUCAGUGCUUUUGGAAAUUCUGAUGUUGAAGGAAGCCUCUGGCUUACAGCUUUUACAGCUACCCAAUUUGCCCAAGCUGCCGAUUUUAUCUUCAUCGAUUCCAGUGUAAUAGAAUGUGCUGUUCAGUGGAUGUCCCAGUAUCAGCUAGAAAACGGCUGUUUUAAGAAUGUUGGACAACUGUAUCAUACAUCUAUGAAGGGUGGUGUGAAUGAUGACGUCUCUCUCUCAGCAUACAUCUGCUAUUCAUUGCUGGAACUUCCAUCCACUCCUGACAUUGAUCACAUGGUCAGCCGUUGCAUACAGUGCCUAACCAGUGUACUACCAAAUGUGACCAACCCUUAUACUAUGGCACUUCUAGCAAAUGUCUUUAGGAAUCCUACUUAUAGCAGUUACAGAAUGGCAUUACUGCAGCAACUUGAUCUAUUGUCUAUCAAGGAAGAUGGCUUGAUCCACUGGGAAACCUCAAGCAGUCCGCCACCCAUCCAGACUUAUUGGUAUUCAGCACCCACUGCUCAGGUGGAAUUGGCAGGAUAUGUUAUACUGGCUUAUCUGUCGGAACAAGCUACAUUGGCUCCUGAUGUCAGCUAUGUCUCUGCAAUCGCACGGUGGAUUGUGAAGCAACAGGGACCAUAUGGAGGCUUUGAAACAACACAGGACACUGUAGUGGGCUUUGCUGCUCUCGCCAAAUAUGCUGCAGUGGUAAGAAAUAAGGAGCUUCACGCAACUGUACAGAUUACCCAUAAUCUGCAGGUGGUCGGCAGCCUUUCAGUCAAUGAUGCCAACAGUCUGGUUCUCCAACGGACAAGCUUAAGACAGUUACCUGGCAACUACACUGUUAAAGUCGUGGGCCAAGGGUGUGUCUAUGUCCAGGCAAUACUGCGUUACAACAUGUAUCCCACAAAAGGACCAGAUAGCUUUUCCAUUGAAGUGUUUGUGGAUCCUCAGGACUGCACGGAUAAUUCUACCAAGUCCUUUGUCAUCACCAUCAUUGUCAGUUACCUGGGAAAUCGCAAUGCAACAAACAUGGUCAUUAUUGAUGUACAGAUGCCAUCAGGCUUCAGUCCAGAUGAUGUCUCGCUAAAGCAGCUGGGGAAUCAAUAUCUAGUGAAAAAGGUAGUUGGCACAACAACAUCUGUCACAAUUUACCUGAGUGAGCUUGCUCAGAAACAACCAGAGAUGUAUAUGCUUACCAUGAAACAAGAUGUUGCUGUUGACAACCUGAAGGCUGCUACCAUUAGUAUAUAUGAUUACUACAAGCCAGAGGAUCGUGCAGUUGCAACGUACAGUGCACCAUGCAGUUCAGGAAUCUAGCUUGUUGGAUCAUUGGAACCUGUGCUAAUUCUGUGAAUGAAGAUUCCAGUAAAUGAGCAAUAAGUCACCAGUCCUACAAAUUUCACUCCAAAUGAAAAUGUUAGCUUUAUAUUAUUUUUGCUCAUUGAUAUAUGUAAAAUAAAGUAAUAUGACUGGUA